AUGGCGGCGCAAGAUGAAGUUGACGUCUGUGAAAGUUGGGAGGAUAUGGACGAAAUUGGCUUAGACCAGAAGAUAAAACUUAUGUCCAGCCUCCCUUCAGCAACAACAUUAAAAUCUUGCAAGGUUACAAACGUAAUAGUUGAGGAUAGCGCGUGUAUUGGGUCUCAGUGCAUAAUGCCAGAACCAGCGAUACGUAUAUUGAAGAGGCCUUCGUCAACUGGCAAUGGUCAGCUAAAUGGAGAAAAUCGCGCCAGGCCUGUAAAAACCUUGGAACAAAGACAAAAGGAGUAUGAACAGGCUAGGCUAAGAAUACUAGGGGAAGCCAGAAGCCCAGAAGACGUCAUCGACGAUAACCUAUCCCGCCUACAAGACAAAUUACAAGCAAAUAACUUAAACGAAAGUAAAGCAAAGAACUGUCAAAAUGAAACCAAAGUGAAGGAAAGAAAGGUGCUAGCAAGAAUACCUGGUGCUUCAGGUAUAUUUCCAUCUCCUCCACCACCUGGUGUCUUGGUGAUACGUACACCUAGGGGUCCUGAUGGAACCAAAGGCUUUGUACGAAGGUAG
Messenger RNA from Pieris macdunnoughi, 564 nucleotides. The record is from the annotation of a GenBank genome assembly. NCBI's taxonomy places the organism in Eukaryota, Metazoa, Arthropoda, Insecta, Lepidoptera, Pieridae.